GCACACACAGGGCGGCGCUCUCCUGGGGAAAACCGCACCGCACGCCGCACCGUCACGGUCGCAGAGGCGAAAGCCGCGAGAAGAAGGAGCAAGCCCUCGCCGGCAUCGGCCAUGCAGGACGCGGUGCUCGCCUGCGCCGCGCUGACCGCGGCGGCCGACGUCGCGCCUGCAAGUGCUGCCGGGGGAGGAGGAGGAGGAGGAGGGGACGGCGGCGUCGUGAGGGUGAAGCGCUCGGCCCUGGUGGCGUGCCUCACCUGCCCGCUCUGCCGCCGCCUCCUCCGCGACGCGGCAACCAUCACCGAGUGCCUCCACACCUUUUGCAGAAAGUGCAUAUCUGAGGAGUUCAUCAAUAAGGAGGUCUGCCGCUGCCCUACUUGCAAUAUUGAUUUAGGCUGUGCUCCAGAGGAGAAACUCAGAGUUGAUCAUAGCCUACUAUAUGUGAGGUCAAAGAUAUUUCCUUACAAAAGACGGAAGGUUAAGGAUCAAGAAGUCAUAUCACCAAUUACAUCACCUGUCAAGAGGAAAGAAAGAUCUCUAUCUUCAUUGACCGGCCAUGGUCCUCGGGUGUCUAUACAGAAAUGCCUUACGAAGAGGAGAACAAAAGCUUCAUGCUUACGCCGCUUCUCUUUGCGCUCUACCUUGCAGGGCAGUAGUAAAGACGCGACAAAGAAAGUUGGAGGAUGGAGACCACUGGGCUGUCAACUUAGAGUUGGUAAAGAUCGAAAGUCUCUUAAAUCAGAUUCUGAAGAUGUUAAUAGAAGCAGGACUAAGUCUGGUGAUCCAGAUGAUGGUGCUCCUUCCAACCAAGCAAAGGCUAGAGAACACUUGAAACGAUAUGGGAAUUUAGCAAAGAAGACUGGAAGCAGGAAAGUGUUCACUCUGAAGGGAAAAAAGAAAAGGUUUAAGGCAAAUCAUCCUGAUAAAAUGAGGAGAUUGCGAGCAUUAUGGUUCCAUCUAGUGGCUGCUUUUGACCAGAAAGGACAACCUCUACCGCAGCUACCUACAAAAUUUUUAAGAAUCAAGGAUGUCGAGUUGCCUGCUUCCUACAUACAUAAGUACCUUGCACAUAAACUCAAUCUUUCAAGUGAAGCUGAGGUGGAGAUGGUGUGCGGUGGCAAGAAAGUGGACCCGGGAAUGACCCUGCAUGAUCUAGCAGACUGCUGGCUCGAUAAAGGUCCGAAGGGCCGGGUGCGAUCAUCCCUUGACUCCCCUGCCACCGGGUUCGUCACGACGUUAUUCUACAGCAGGCCAGAACUGCUCCCAGCACCAACCAUACCUAGCUGAUCCAGAGCACUGCCUUGCUGCCUCACUCCGCCUAUCUGAUUUAGAGCCCUCUGAUUGAUCCGGCUCAGGCCACCUCGUAACAUGUGGAUAGAUGUCAGGUUUACAUGCCUUGUGAAGCUUCUGAUCAUCUGACUAAGCUGUUAUUUUCCAUUUUCCCCCAUCUGACGAAGUAGCUGUGCCUAUGUGAUUUGUAAUUCUGUGUUGAGCUGUCCGGGUGCUGCUGUAGCUGUACCUAUGCCGAUUUGUAGUUCUGUGCUGACUUGUUCAUGUGUAUUUUUUAUAUAUUUUUUGAGGGAAGACUUGUUCAUGUGUGAUAUUGUACUCCUGCCUGCUUACUGUAAUAUUGUACACUGGAUGAUGAAGCACACACUGUUCGUUAAGUCAUUAUGUGUUCUUGAUAAAUA
This is a messenger RNA of Brachypodium distachyon (stiff brome), 1688 nucleotides long. Its product is annotated as E3 ubiquitin protein ligase DRIP2. Gene Ontology annotation, molecular function: ubiquitin-protein transferase activity. The record is from RefSeq and is a predicted model, not a curated record. The coding region runs from base 112 to 1284 and encodes 390 amino acids. The transcript is spliced from 7 exons. NCBI's taxonomy places the organism in Eukaryota, Viridiplantae, Streptophyta, Magnoliopsida, Poales, Poaceae.